Messenger RNA from Bufo gargarizans (Asiatic toad), 2226 nucleotides. RefSeq names its product dentin matrix acidic phosphoprotein 1-like. The transcript is spliced from 6 exons. The coding region runs from base 1 to 2226 and encodes 741 amino acids. The record is from RefSeq and is a predicted model, not a curated record. Lineage: Eukaryota; Metazoa; Chordata; Amphibia; Anura; Bufonidae.
AUGCAAGGCAUUACUCUAGGCACUGGACCUCCAGUGCCUAGUAGCAAAUAUAGUCCUGGGUCCCAGUGGUUUACAAAGAAACACACAGCAUCAAUGAAGAACAUCCUUUUAUGUGUUUGCCUCAUCACUCUGGCCAUAGGAUAUCCAAUUCCAGAUUCAGAUACCUCUGAAAAUGUUGAGGUGAACAGCAAGUCAUCAGAAUCUAAUUUGCAAAGCUCAGAACAACAGUAUGAUUCAAGUGAAGAAGUUGCUCACCAUCAGAAUGGGGAGGUUAGUGGAGGACAACAUGAAGACAAUGGUGACCAAGAUGACAUUCCACCUGCUAUUGAUAGCAUAGAUAUUGAGGAACAACUCUCAAGUGUUUAUGAUCGAGAUGACGGAGAUAAGCAUGAAGAUAAGAGUGCAGCUCUGAAAGAGGAACAUGUGGAACAUGCUUUAAAAGAAAGCACUGAACAUCCUAAUGGUAGUGAAGAAGAUGAUGAAUAUGAUGAUGAAUCUGGAAAUCAUGAGAACAAGUUUGACAAGUUUCUUGAAACUCCAAAAAGUAAGGAGGACUUGGAUACUGCCACUAAAGUACAUAAAGAAGGGCCUUGGACACACUCAAAAGAGACAAUGAAGGCAAGUAAAGAAGAUGCUGAAAGGAACCAAGAUGAAAAUAUUCAACAGAGUAUAUCUCAUAAAGAUGAUGAUGAUGAUGACAACAAUAAAAAUGAUGAUAAGGACCAUCAUUCAAAUGAAAAUGACCAUGUAGACACUGAUGAUGCUGAGGAAGAUGAGAAUGGUGACUAUGAAGACAAUGUAACUAUCAGUGCUGGAAACAGUAAGGAGGAUUUCCAGGACUGUGGAAAUGAUAGUAAAGAAAAUGAAGAUAUCAACAGCAAACUUAAUAAAAGUAAGAAGUACAGCUUUGAAAAGGACAGUGAAGAAAUGCAAAGUGAUGAUUCAAACAUAUUAAAUCAUGGCAGUGAUUCUAUUACAAACAGGGAUGCUAACUUAAGUAAGUCUUCUGAAAGAAAUAAAAAGGCAAUGAAAAAGACAGGCAAGCAGAUAACUACUAAUAAAGGUAAAGGUCAUGCUGUGACAAAAAGUAAAGGCAGAAAGAUCCAACUUCAUGUUGAAAGACAGAACAGUAAAUCUAAGGAGCAAAGCCAAAUGCUAAAUGCCUAUAAAAGCCCAGAUAACCACAAUUCUGAAGUAGUACAUAGUGUUGAAAAUGCAUUGCAUAGCAAACAAGAUGACCCACAAAUAUCGAAUAGUCAAUCACAUGAAGAUAUUAAUUCAAAAGUAGAUCCUGACUCAAAAGAAGAUAGUCAUUCAAAGGAAGACGCUCACUCAAAAGAGGAAGUGCAUUCUCCAGAAGAUAUUCACUCAGCAGAAGAUUCUGAGGAAGACAUAAACUCACAAGAGGACUCAAUUGAAGACACUCCUUCAAAAGAAGACUCUCACUCAAAAGACAUAGACUCAAGGGAAGAUAUACAUUUAACUGACGAUAAACACUUAACUAGCAGUAAACAUUACAGCACUUCAAAUGAGGAUCUAACUGAGUCUAGGCAUUCAACGGAAGACAUAACACAAUCAAAAGAAGAUAUUAGUCAAUCAGAAGAAGAUGAGCAUAACUCAAAGGAAACUGGCAGUCACAGUAAGUCCAAAGAAACACUGCAAUCAAAACAAACUGAAAAAGCAAUUAGUAAAGGUGCCUCUGUGGAAGAUGACAAAGAGUCCACGUCUUCACAAGAUAAAAGUGAAUCCAUAGAAGACGUUGAUGGUGAACAAAACUCUAGAGAAGACUCUGAAGACACAGAUUCAGCAGAAAAUGAAAGGAAAUUACGUGGCACUGCUGCCAAGCCAGAGCAGGACAGAAGCAGUGAAUCAACAGAAGUCAGUCAUUCUUUCAAAUUGAUGUCCAAUGUGUUUGGAAAUAGUUCUUUGGAGGACAGCAGUUCUUCCAGUAAGUCAUCAGAGGUCAGCACUAAUUCCAAACAGGACACCGAAGAGGAUCGUGACUCAUCAGACAGUGAAGACAAAGAAAGCACAUCAGCAGAAGAUAGUGAAAGUCAAUCUAGACAAAGUGAUGAAUCAGUUGAGAGGCAGGACAGUGGGUCAAAUGAGUCUCAAGAUGUCAGUAAAGAAUCUUUACAUUCUAAAUUUUAUAGCAGAAGGUUAAUGUUUGGUGUUUACCAACGUAAAGCCAUUGGAAAUGAUAAUGACUGUCAAGAUGGAUACUAG